AUGUUUUUAUUGUGUUUUGCCCUUUGUUGCAGCCAAUCUAAACCGCCAAGAUGGGUAAGGGUAACAAUAUGAUUCCGAAUCAGCACUACCACAAGUGGUGGCAGCGGCAUGUGAAGACCUGGUUCAACCAGCCGGCCCGCAAGAUCCGGAGGCACGCGAACCGCGUCAAGAAGGCCAAGGCCGUCUUCCCCCGCCCCGCCAGCGGUGCCCUGCGCCCAGUGGUGCGUUGCCCCACCAUCCGCUACCACACCAAGCUGCGUGCCGGCCGUGGUUUCACCCUGGAGGAGCUGAAGGGAGCAGGCAUUGGCGCCAGCUUCGCCAAGACCAUUGGCAUCGCCGUCGACCGUAGGCGCAAGAACAAAUCCCUGGAGUCCCGCCAGCGCAACAUUCAGCGCCUCAAGGAGUACCGCAGCAAGCUGAUCCUGUUCCCCCUCAACGAGAAGAAGAUCCGCAAGGGCGAGUCCACCGUGGAGGAGUGCAAGCUGGCCACCCAGCUUAAGGGCCCCAUCAUGCCCAUUGUCAAUGAGCAACCCGCCGUGGUCGAGUUCCGUGAUGUGACCAAGGAGGAGAAGAAGUUCAAGGCCUUCGCCACGCUGCGCAAGGCUCGCACUGACGCCCGUUUGGUCGGCAUCCGCGCCAAGCGCGCCAAGGAGGCCGCCGAGAGCGAGGACGCCGCCAAGGGAGACCCCAAGAAGGCAAAGAAGUAAACCGCAUCUAGACCUUUUCGUUCUGUCUUUAACAUCAACACCCAGAAUAAAAUAUUAGUUUUUUCUUAAACGUGAA
Messenger RNA from Drosophila gunungcola (fruit fly), 783 nucleotides. It is a transcript of the gene RpL13, whose product is annotated as 60S ribosomal protein L13. The record is from RefSeq and is a predicted model, not a curated record. Gene Ontology annotation, molecular function: RNA binding; structural constituent of ribosome. Gene Ontology annotation, biological process: translation. The transcript is spliced from 3 exons. NCBI's taxonomy places the organism in Eukaryota, Metazoa, Arthropoda, Insecta, Diptera, Drosophilidae. Gene Ontology annotation, cellular component: cytosolic large ribosomal subunit; ribosome. Bases 51 to 707 code for a protein of 218 amino acids.